AUGACUGAGACUCUGACUAAAUCAUUCCUGCAGAUGAAACAUGAAGUUGAGGCAGAAGGCAACAUUUCUACAGUAAUGCAAUUUGUCCUGCUGGGAUUCUCUGCUCUUCCCAACCUCCAAGGAAUUCUGUCUGCACUGUUCUCCCUCAUUUACAUGAUUAUCCUCACUGGUAAUUGCCUCAUCAUAUUAAUAACUAAGCUUGACCAUACAUUGCAAAAACCGAUGUAUUUUUUCCUGGCAAAUUUUUCCUGUCUGGAAAUCUGUUAUGUAUCAGUUACUGUCCCAAGAAUUCUGUUCAACAUUUGGACACAGGAUAGAAACAUUUCAGUGCUGGCUUGUGCUGUGCAGAUGUGUUUCUUUCUUAUGUUGGGAACCGAUGAAUGCUUCCUCCUGGCUGUGAUGUCCUAUGAUCGCUAUGUGGCCAUUUGCAAUCCCUUGCACUAUCCUGUGGUCAUGAACUCAAAAAAGUGCACUCAGCUUGCAGCAGGCUCCUGGAUCAGUGGCAUUCCAAUUCAGAUUGGACAAACUUGUUGGAUAUUCUCUAUGCAUUUCUGCAAUUCUAAUGAAAUAGACCAUUUCUUCUGUGACAUACCACCAAUUCUGAACCUGGCAUGUGGGGACACUUCAGUGCAUGAACUGUCUGUCUAUGUGGUUGUUAUGGUAGUGGCUGCUUUCCCCUUUAUUCUAGUGCUUACAUCCUACAGCAAAAUCAUUGCCACCAUCCUGAGGUUGCCAACAGCCAAAGGGCGGGCCAAAGCCUUCUCCACAUGUUCUUCUCACCUGCUGGUGGUGGUUUUGUUUUAUGGAUCUGGUACCAUUACAUACUUGAGGCCAAAGUCUAUGCAUAAUCCUGGAACUGACAAACUGCUCUCAUUGUUCUAUACCAUUGUGACUCCCAUGUUCAAUCCUCUAAUAUACACUCUUAGGAACAAGGAGGUUAUUGUUGCCCUGAGAAAACUAAUAGUCUAA
Molecule: messenger RNA, 969 nt
Organism: Rattus rattus (black rat)
Lineage: Eukaryota; Metazoa; Chordata; Mammalia; Rodentia; Muridae
Product: olfactory receptor 10AG1-like
Exons: 1
Coding region: 1-969 (322 amino acids)
Biological process (GO): G protein-coupled receptor signaling pathway
Cellular component (GO): membrane
Molecular function (GO): olfactory receptor activity; G protein-coupled receptor activity
Source: RefSeq, a predicted model, not a curated record